Messenger RNA from Drosophila virilis, 6516 nucleotides. It is a transcript of the gene Neto, whose product is annotated as Neuropilin and tolloid-like. Gene Ontology annotation, molecular function: protein binding. NCBI's taxonomy places the organism in Eukaryota, Metazoa, Arthropoda, Insecta, Diptera, Drosophilidae. The record is from RefSeq and is a predicted model, not a curated record.
GUCAUUGUGUCAACGCAGGCAACCGAUGCGGACGCGACAAGCGGUACAUUUCGCUCUGUCGUGCAGCAGCUGCGCGGCCACAGCCUCAGUAAGCGUCGAGUUCGCCACGUGUACGGACACGGAAAAGCACGUAGCGCGCGGCGUGUCGGAAUUGUGUCCGUUUCUUUUGAGAGGAAUGUCGCGUGUGCGAGACGAAAUCAAAAGUGCGACAAAGUAAACUACAGCCAAAAUAACUAAAUAUUAUACAUUUUUUUAUUAUUUUCACAUUUUUUUUUAUGUUUGUGUCUGUGCUGUGUCAUGUAGUAUUGAGAGGAAUAUGCAAGUGUGUGUCACUGUCGGCGACUCAAUGCCGUUAGCCGGCAACUGAGUGCGCGCCAAAAAGAGUGCAAAUCGAAUUUAAAAUAGCGCACAUGUUCGCCACGUCAAUAAGAACAGCAACAACAACAACAACAAUAGCAACAGCUAUUAACAACUACAAAAGACAACAACAAGAAGCAGAAGGAGAGCCCCUGCAAGGCAAUUACAGUUAGAAAUUGGCCAAAGCAAGCGGCAAAGACAAAAAGCCAUUUGAAUACAGUGAAGCACCGUUAAAAAUACCAAGUGCAUGCGUGCAUGUGUUUAUAUACAUAUACGGCUGGAAGGCGUGCGCGCUUAGCAAGCCCAGACCCGGGGAGCUGCAGGUGUCGUCCGAACUACAGCUGCAUUGUGGGUUUUGCGGCUCCGUGAAGCGGUGGACCAGUAGCUGCUGAUAGCACAAAGACAACAACUGGACUGUCACCAGCAGACGCAGCACAAAAUGAGGAGCAUCGGCAGAUGGUUAUGUGGAAUUAUGCCCCAGCCUAGUUGCUGGCUGCUAAUGCUGCUAAUUGUUGGCCAGACUGUUUAUGCCGACCCAAGCGAAUCAACAACGUUGGCCCCACUGACAAUAAAGGCACGCGAUCGAGACCACCAAGCUGAGGUGCACACCACCGCCAACAGCACAGCAUUUGCCACGCCCAUAAGCCAAUUAGACGAUGAGGAGCAGGCGUUGACCAUUUUCCGGACGCCGCGGGCGGGCCGUUAUGAGCGCCAGGUAGAAGAGGAUCAGGUGGACCGUUGCAGGCUAUUCGUUGAGGGAGAUCCCACCAAGAACGAGCUCUACAGCCCCGAAUAUCCCAACCUAUAUCCAAAGAACAUUAACUGCACGAGAGUGAUAACAGCACCGAAGGGACAAAUCAUACGGCUGGACUUUCGCAACUCGUUUAAUAUUGAGGCCAAGGAGGAGUGCAAAUUUGAUUUUCUCGAAAUACGCGAUGGACAAUACGGUUUCUCAACACUAAUUGGCAAAUUCUGUGGCACAGAUUUCCCACCGGAAAUAACCUCGAAAGAGCGGUAUCUGUGGCUGCAUUUCCAUUCAGACGACACCAUCGAAUACACAGGUUUCAGUGCCGUCUACGAGUAUCUCGAUCGAAAUCGAGAGGCGCCCAGCACGGACCUCAAUUGCACCAUUGAGAAGGACGGCUACGAGGGCUUCAUCAACUCAACAGAUGUCCCAGCUGACAUAAGGGAGCAGGUGAUACGCGAUAAGAUUGCUCUUGACUGCAUUUGGCGCAUACAGGUGAAAGACAACUGGAAGAUAUUUUUGAAAUUUUUGGACUUCCAUCUGAGCAAGCCGAAUGACUGCGAGACCAACUUUCUGGAUAUAUUCCCAGAGCAAACAGUAAUGCCAUUAAGAGUGAAAAACUUUUGUGGUUCGGCGGGCGAGAGCAUUACGGCGGAGUCGAACAUUCUGCACAUGCGAUUUUACGCGGAACAAAGUGCGAUUAAUUCAACAUUCGCAAUUCUGUACACAGCAUUCCGGGACCGUGGAACGGGAACCUGCACCGACGACGAGUACGAUUGCGAGGACGCGACCUGCAUAUCAAGCGAUUUAAAGUGUAAUGAGCGGGACAAUUGUAAAUUUCGCUGGGACGAGGAGAAGUGUUCGAGUGAAACGACUGGCCAAUCCGAGCAUGUGGUCAUCAUCAUCAUCGUAUUUGGCUUAAUACUUGGCGGCAUGGUCAUCACCUUUAUCGUCAAUUGCAUACGCAAGAUCAUACGGGAUCAGAAGAUAAUACGCGAGCACAUACGCGAGUCCAAGGAGAGCAAACUGGACGAGGUGGGUCGCAACUCCAAGGCGCGCUCGCGCGAAAACAUAUCAAGACAAAAGCAUUCGCAGACAUCAUUACAAAUUCUCGAUGACGUUUCGAAUCGUUACUAUCGCGAGGCGGUGCCCAUAUCUACACAGUCGAGCAAGGCUGACUUUAAGGAGAAGGAGCAUAGCAUAUUACGUCGCCAUCCAGAUAUGACCCAAACAAGCCUAUGCGGUGGCAUCGAUGGCGACGAUGGCGAGUCCUCAUCGACGACUACGGGAACGCAUGACAUGAUGAUGACAAAGGCAGCUAUUGCGACCGCACCGGUUAAUGCCUGCGAUAUGGGCUGUCAAACGAGGGAAUCGCUGUUUGCGAACAGCCCUAGCGCCGUUGCGACGCUAAUGAGACAAAAGUCCAGCUCAUCAUCGCUGGGCGGUGGCAGCGCAGCGGGCGCUGCCAUGCCGCCGCCGCCGCCGCGGUUCUUUUCCACAUUCGGCUAUGAGCAGGGCACGGCACCGGGCCUGGUAGCCGUGUCGCCAUCGCUGCCAGCGACCACACCACCGCCACCGGCACAGAUGCUGGGCACACUGGCCCGUCGCAGCCAAAUGCACAUGCAGCAGGCACCGUCGCAGCACGAGUCGCUCGAGCUGGAGGAGCGGCACAGCGGCGUGGGCAGCAUGGGCCAGCGGUCGCAUUAUGGCGUGAUAGUGGCCUCCGUUGUCAAGCCGCAGGAGAUCUGCCACCAUCAUCAUCAGCACCAGCAGCACCACCAGCAGCAGCAGCAGCAGUUGCAACAGCAGCAGCAGCAGCAGCAGCAGCAGCAACAGCGCUCACAUCAUGCACAUCCUGCGCACCAACAUCAGCAGCACCAGCAGCAGCAUAUACUGCAACAGCACCAGCCACCGAACAUUGCAACGCGGCAAAUGCAGCUACAGAAGGGCCACGGCCAGUUGCAUGGCCAGACGGUGCUGCCCAGCAGUAAGGCGGGCGGAGGAGCCGCUGCCGGCAAACAGCAGAAGAACGAAGAGUCCAAAGUGUUCAUCGACAUACGGAAUUCAGCGCCAGACGUGAUUAUCAUGACGUCCCAUUGACAUUUAAGGAUUGCCCGCCAAUCAGCAACAGCAACAGCAGCAGCAACAACAAUUGUGACCAGCAGCAACAACAAGAGCAACAACAGCGUGGACAAAAACAACGGAACAAUGGCUGGCAUAUUAACCACAGCCACAGCGGCGCCGUUGACACGACACGGACAUGCACACGGAUACGGACUCGGACACGGACACCUACAUGGACGCGGACAUGGACACGGCGUGGCGCAAUCAGGCAAACGAAUAGCAAACGCCACGUUUCCGGCCGGAAGCGAGUGUCGCAUUCAGAUGCAUUUUUGGCUUUAAAGCCAGGUAAUUUUAAUUCUUUCGGCUUGUUUUUCACCCACUUUCGGCUCACAACAUUGUCUCAAAUUGCGCCGGCAGCUGGGCGUUCGGCCUCUUUGCUGUUUGCCAACCAAAUCGCCAGCAAGUUCCUCGCCGAAAACAAUGAGAGGACAGACAGACACAGACAGACACAUACACACACACACACACACACACACACUCACACACAAGCAGAGAGCACUUAGAAGACAUGUAUAUGUAUAUAAAUAGUCGCUGCUGUCCAGAGCCAUGUUUAGCUCGCAUACGUGCAGACACUAAGCAGACGCUUGACAACGUGGCGUAUGAACAACAUGUGCCAGGACGACGACGUCGACGACGACAACAACGAGAACAGCCACAGCGACAACUCGAAUUUACACACAAACGUUGACCACCAAGUGGACAUUGUCAGCUGCAUUCUGUUGCCUCGACAUAGUCAACCUCCCCUUUUCUCCUAGCCCUGCUCCAGCCAGGCUCCUGUUGCUUAACUUGCGGCUUUCAGAAACUUCUUCUUCAUUUACAUGCAUGACGAACGUGACACGGCGAUGGCGAUGGCGAUGGCGAUGUUGCCGUCGCAAAGCAAUUCCCGGGUAACAGGCCCGGGUCCAGGGAGUGGGUCAGCAGACAGAGUCCAUCCAUCACGUGCACGUGCAGCACGCUAGCCUCUCUAUACCUCUCCCCAGACCUUCCCCUUGCCCACUCACUGCCGCAAUUUGCGUGAAAACAGUUUUUAAGUGAUUUUCUGUGCAUUUCCCCUCUCAGCUCAUCCUUGUUAGAGUUGUUGCGAGAGAUGUUGUUGUAGAGAGAUGUUUUAAUCAUUUAAUUAAAUUGUUUUUAAUAACGCCACCCGCAACUACCCCCAACCACGUACCCAGCAGGAUGAGGACAACUGCUAAUUGGACAGACUCACAUAUUUCAACGUCAAUUUGAUUCUCGGACUGCGUUCUGAAUUCAUGAAUUUGAUGCACAGUCAUCAUCGACAUCGCCCCAACCAAGCUCAUUCAAGCGUUCAAGUGUAGCUUAUUUCUGCUUUUUACGCUUUUCACUCUCCAUCAGGUUGGGGGAAAACUGUCAACUCACAAUUAGCACGGUCACCAUAUUGCGUUGGCGGUCAACGUUUUUCACAGUGCGCCAAUUGAAGCCGAAAAAUUCCCAUCACGACGUGUUCCAGCAUUCACUUUCGUCGAGCAUUUUUGUAACUCUUUCGUAUCAUAUAAUUUUCAAUUAUCUUAUUUUAACAUUAAAUAAUAUUCUUAAAUUCUAUUUAAAUUCUCAUCUAGAGAAAUGAGCAUCAAUAUCUAAACGAUUUAGUUCUUCGAACUGAAAGAAUACAUGACGCAAAGAAUACAUGACGGAUACAACAAACAGAAAUUGUUUGGUGCAAUUUCUAAAAACAAUACUAUUUUUAAGAAUGUUAAGAUUAAGAAAAACCUUUUUUUUAAGAAGAAGAAACACAAUGAUGACUUUGUCAGCAAUUUGAAAAUAUUUGUAUCAAUGUUUCUUCUACAUAAAUAAUUCAUAAUUCAAGCUCUUCCAAAUAGGAAUUUUCCGCUUUGAAAAAUUGAAAGAUUUGAAUGUUGGAACAGACGGUCGCAGUGGCUGAGGGGCUGCGGUGCAGAGGGGCGUGGCCGAUAGCCCGGUACAAUGCCAAAAAUGCCAAGCAAUUUGAUUGAUUGAAUUGAAAGACGAACAGCGACACGGCCAAUGAUAAGCACGAGAGCUAGGGAGGUAUAGGAGACAAGGGAUAACAGAUUAGGAACCGAUUGCCCUGUGGGCUGGGCAGAGGGGUUCAAUGGCAAAAACCACUCAUUACUCUUAACUUGAUGCGCUUGUCAUGCAGCCUUGCACUUUGAAGAACAAAUCAUUAGCAGGAUUAGAGGGUGAUUACAAACGGUCUGCGCUCACUUGAGGCAAAGUCACAGGCGUUAGAUAAUUUUUGUAUAUGCUUAAAAGGCGACCUGGCUCAAAUGCGGAGACAGUUGGACACAUUAUGAAUGCCAGCAUCAAAUAGAAUUUUCAUUCUCUGACCGCAAAACUCAUUAAAAAUAUGGAAAAAUGUUUCGUUUUACAUUUUACUUGCUAAAAAAACACGUAACCUGGGUUAACCUGUAUGGGGUUUACUUUUUGACGGCAAUUGAGAGGGGCAGAGAGGGAGCGAAAAAAAUAUGCUGGUUCAUUAUUACAAUUAUUUUUUAUACGCCAUUUUCAGUUGAUUUUUUGUUGGCUGACCGAAUUCAUGUGGAAUCCAAGAGCAAAUGUUAAAAGCAUUUGCUGCACCCGCCAUAUAGGGGCGAUAAUAAUAUAAAAUUGAUUACGCUUUUUACACCCUAUUGCUGGCCCAAGUUUAAUAUAUAUAUAUAGAGGCAUGCGGCAUGCAUACCUAUUUGUGGUAUUCCUCAUCAAUUUGGGCAUAUGUAUUUGUGCAGCAGGUGUUUUUUUUAUCCUAGAAAUGUUGAACAAUUGAGCAGCGAGGUGUAAUACAUUUGUUUUUACGCUUCUAUUUUUUUAGUUUUUUUUUUUUUUACCUUAAGCUCUUGUUCAUAAACUGCAAAGUUGCACAGACAUGCUGCGGGCUUUGGAUAAUACUACAUAUGCUAUCGUAAAUGUGAGUUUCUGUACAUUAAGUUGUCAUCAAAUUCUGGCCAAAGCACACUUAGCUAAUCUAAUUUCAAUAAAGUUUAACUUGAGCUGAAAUUAAAGCCUAGCUUUGGCUAAUGAGUUGAGAUAAAUAUAUAUACUUUUCUUUAGUUUUUAAUUCAUUCGACUUUAGUGAAAUUGUGUAAAUAUAAGCAAAACUAACCAAGCAAGCGACGCAGGCGGCUCCAAAUCGAGCUGUUCUUCACUUGUCAGAGAUUUAGCGAUUUUACUACAAUAAUUAAAUUACAAGUAUUUUACUCGUAAUUGUCUACUAGAUAAAUAAGCCUUUGGAUAAUACUAUAGUUUUUUUGUAAAGCAAAUUUUUUUGUAAACGAGCAACGCAUACUUCAAGUAUA